This is a messenger RNA of Polistes dominula (European paper wasp), 4347 nucleotides long. RefSeq names its product C2 and C2B_Munc13-like domain-containing protein staccato. The record is from RefSeq and is a predicted model, not a curated record. Lineage: Eukaryota; Metazoa; Arthropoda; Insecta; Hymenoptera; Vespidae. Gene Ontology annotation, molecular function: lipid binding.
ACAAGUACAAAUAUAAGUAAAAAUUAACACGUAUCAUUUAAAAUUUGAUCAUCUAGUCAUUAAUUGUUCGAAUAAUCGUUACUAAUUGAUACCGCUAUAUAUAUAUAUAUAUAUUUUUUUUUUUUCAAUAUAACAAAACAAAAGUCUCGAGGACAAUGGCAUUUUUACAAGCAUAGAACAAUAACUAUAAAUAAUAUUCGAGGAUGAUCGAUUUAAUAAAGUUAACAGCUAAUAUCGAUCGAUUGAUCUCUUUCUAAACGAUUACAAAAUUAUAGAAUCCUUCACGAUAAAACGUCGUUCAACUUUCUUUACCAUAUAAAUAUAAUCGAACGCUUUCUAUUCAAAUUGACGCAUACAAAGCCGCUGUUCUACAUAUGCACGCACGCGUAUACUUAUACAUCUUUUUCGUAUAAGGAAAAUAAUAAGAAAAUAAGGAGAAAAAAAAAAGGAAAAAAAAAGAAAAAAAAAAAAAGAAAAAGGUGUCGACAAUGAAGGAUCGAUAUUCAAGGUGUAACCUGUUUCUUAAGUUUACCGAUCGAUAAACCUCAUAACAAUUAUGGCGAGAAAUACGGAGAGAGUGACCAGGUGAAACGGGGAAAAGUUUAGCUGUAAAAAGAAAAGGAAAAAAAGAAAAUAUAAUGCAACUACUUUCAACCUUCAUGGCGAGGCAUCUCAAGCGAGGAGCAUCCCUGAAAAAAGGGAAGCGCGAAGUCGUUGGAGGCGGAAGUCCUGUCAAAACUUCGUCAGCUUCCGGAAUAGCUUCGAACAAAUCCCUGAACGGUGUAUCUGCAUGUGGUACUGCAGGAGGAUCUGCCAAUAUGACACUCAACGAUCCUGCACCUGACGAUGAAUUUGCAUUGGCCAUCGCACAAAAAACUCAGAGGGAUGCAGAAGCAAUACGCGGUGCCCUGUACCUUGGAUUGGCCCUUACGAUCGCCUGGAUAAUCGGAGCAGUUGGUUUAUCCUUAGCCUGGUUAGUUCUAGUUCUGGCAUUAGUUGGUACAAUUGUUAAGGCAAGAAUCUCGCGACUACUUCAGACAGCUCUUCAUAACGAAUUGGCCAGAUUAAGAAGAAGACGAGCUUUGUACAAAGAUGAAACAGCAGAGUGGCUUAGUUUAUUACUCAACAAGUGGUGGAGAUUUAGCGCAGCUAGCAUAUUUUCUUUAGCGAAAGAACGGUUGGAACCAUUAUUGAAUGAAGCCAAACCUGGAAUAUUAGGACCAUUAGAGUUACGUGAACUUACUCUUGGGGAGCAAACACCGUACGUAACACGUGUGAGGACAUUGGAUUAUAGUUGCGAGGAUGAAACGUUGGAUGGUCAUUCAGGAGAGAGAAAACUAUCAAUCGAGGCCGAUGUACGAUUGGACUGCGAGCAAUUUCGCAUGCUCAUAGCGUCUCGUCUCUUCGGGAAGGGUGUCGGGAUGGACGUCGAUAUGGCCGUGGAAAAGUUGUCCCUAUCCGGUACAAUUCUCGCUACUCUGACCCUGAAUUCUUUGGCACCGUUUCCACACGCGACCAGCCUUAGCGUGAGCUUCUUGGAGAAACCGGAUGUUUGGUUCAGCGUGAGAAUCCUACGAGCCGUGCAGAUGAUGGAGAUGCCUUUAAUUAAGACCUGGAUUCAUGCUGUUGUUACCGAUGCUUUGGCCAGUUGGUUAGUUGAUCCGGGUCAUUUGGAAUUAAAUUUAAGAGCACAAGAAAGACCUGGCCCUGGAUUGGAUUCAUUGUCUAAUUCGAUACCACAAGGUGUACUAACUGUUGUAUUGAGUCAAAAUUGUUCAGCACCUAUCAUUGGGGAUGAAGUUAGGUGGUUGGUUGUUACGAUAGGUGAUCAACGACGUGUAACGUCACAUCUGAGUCCAACUUGGACCGAAGAUGUUUCUUUUCUCGUUGGAUCAUUGGAAAACGAAAGGAUUACCAUCAAAUUGAAAACUAAAAGGCUCGUUAGUACAAUCACGUUAGCGCAAUUUGAAUUGGCAUUGGGUGUCUACAAUUGGGAAAAUUCUCAGGUCGUUGAAACUGUACUACAACAAAAGAAACCAUCACGCAGCAGUUCAAACAUUCCAAAUAUCAAUGCUCGAUUAGAAUAUACACCCAUUCCUAAUUUGGAUCCGAAUUUGCCACGACCUGAAUUAACCGAUGACAUGUUACACAAUGCAGUGCCACGAAAGUAUUUCUCUCGAACACAGAAAUCAGGUGUUUUAGUGGUUUACAUCCAUUCAGCAGAGAAUCUCAACUGUGAUAAUUCACAAUGUAAUCCUUACUGUAUGUUGUUCAAUAAUCGAAAAAAGGUGAAAACAACACAUUACAUCCGUAAUACUAUCUCUCCACAUUGGGAAUGUAGAGCACAAUUUCUCGUACAGGAUUACACUCAAGUUUGUUUAAGCUUCGUUAUAUAUUCUUGGAAUAUUUCGAAAUCCUGUGAUUCGGAUAUGCUUGGACUCGCUAUGAUGUCGUUGUCACAGGACUCAACAUGGGUACUUAGAAAAGAAUUAACGUUAAACGGUACAAACAGUGUGUCGACCAUGACUGUUUCUGUGUUAUUUUAUCCUGUAAAGAGUGUACAACAAGUAGUUACCAGUCGAAGAAGCAGCAUGGUUCCCGUAGGCUCGGAUGACGAACCAAAAUCAAAGAGAAACAGUUUACCCUGGAUGCAACAAGCUAAAUUAUUAUUAACUCACAAAGACGUCGACCCUGCAUCUUCCGAUAUAUCGAGUCUUCUGUCCACUGGAAGCGGCUUAAUGGAAGUUACUUUGUUACGUGCUAAAGAUUUGGUUGCGAAAGAUUUAAAUGGCUUUAGUGAUCCCUUCUGUGAGCUCAAAUUAAAUAACGAAACUAAGUACAAAAGUAGUAUUAAAAAGAAAACUUUAAAUCCGUGUUGGGAUGAGAGUUCGAUCAUGGGUCUACCUCGGUCAGGAGAAAGUUUAGAUAUUGUCUUAUGGGAUCAUGAUACUUUUGGUAUGAAAGAUUAUUUAGGUAAAGUAUCAUUGACUCUUGAAGACAUAAGAAAACUUUCAAACAGCGAUCAGUCUCAUUGGUUCACGUUAAAGGGAACCAAAACGGGAUCUGUCGAGUUGAAAAUAAAAGUUCUCUCCGAGGAAUGUGAGACCCAAAGUACGUACGCAGCCAGUAACGUGAGUGAAGGUUCUUCUCGUUAUAAUAUCGAAACCGAAUCGAUAUCCAAUAUCAUAAGAAGACCAUCUAUGGAAAAAUCUAAGAUGAAGUUACAUCUGGAUCCAGUCAUCCCACCUCCGCCCCCUCCUCGUACCGUUACCCUAAUAAAACCAACUACUUCCAAUCAAUCUGACAAGACCAGUACGACGAGUAAAGAUUCGAUCGAAAUAAAUGGUACUCAGAAUUCAUGGAUUCCACGUGUUGCUAAUGAAUCAAUCACCGAUGUUGUUGUCGACGAAGCCGAUGCACCAAAAAUUCGAGAAAGACGAUCAUCUCAUCAUAGUCUAACACCAAGUCCCGAACAAAAUUUUGGUAAAAAGUUACCGCAAUACAACAGUUUCCGUGUUAUGAAACAAAAGGUGAAGAGAGGAUUGAAACUCCGCAGAUUUCGUUCAGAAGUUAACAUCGAGGAUAAUAAAAACGAAAGCAAGGGUAUUACUUUGAGUUUAGAACCAAGAGGUGGGGGUGAAGCUGAUGCUACAGAAUUGUUACAAGGUGCAGGUUUAGCACAUGCUGUUUCGCAACCUGAUAUGCUUGGUAGAAUAAGACAGCCUAGUCCACGUUUACGACUAAGACCAAAUGAAUUGAAAAUUGUUAAUGGAACAAGAGAAAGGUAUUCAGGUGUGGAAGGAAAAGUUUUACAAGCUCAGGGACUUCACGUUGCUCACAUAGCACAGUUAUACUGCCGAGUUAAAUUUCAAACAUGCAAUAGUCCAGACAAAAUGUCGUCUUCUGCUAACGCCGGUAAAACAAUAGCAAAGUCAAGAUUAUUACCGGCAAUGCCAAAUCCACAAUUCAGUAUAGAUUUUCAUAUUGAAAGCGACAGUGUUCCGAGACAAGCGUUGCUCAUAUUUGAAAUUAGGGGUGCCAGUAAAGAAUUAUUGGCUAGUCGACGUAUCACGUUACAUGAAUUAUUAGUAUCAGCAGCAAACAACGAGGUGCAUACCUGGCUGGCCUUGAACAACGGAGCUUCGUUAGAAAUACAAAUCGCACAUGGAAGGGAAUUAAAGAAUAAAUCAUCGAAAAAAUUAUUUCGUUCUUGGUCCGUUCAUCGAAUAGGGAAAAUAUGAGGGUUAGCCAAAGUCAGAAAUAUCUGACAGAGUUUUCAUUGAAAUUCGAUCAAUUUUUUUGUUGUAGUUUAUCUCAAAUAAAAAUCGAUUGGUUAUCGAUAUAUCG